Kogia breviceps (pygmy sperm whale) is the source of this 1095-nucleotide messenger RNA. RefSeq names its product histone H4. Gene Ontology annotation, biological process: nucleosome assembly. Gene Ontology annotation, cellular component: nucleosome. NCBI's taxonomy places the organism in Eukaryota, Metazoa, Chordata, Mammalia, Artiodactyla, Physeteridae. The record is from RefSeq and is a predicted model, not a curated record. Gene Ontology annotation, molecular function: structural constituent of chromatin; protein heterodimerization activity; DNA binding.
AUGUCUGGUCGCGGUAAGGGUGGGAAGGGCCUGGGGAAAGGAGGUGCCAAGCGCCACCGGAAGGUUCUGCGUGAUAACAUCCAGGGGAUUACGAAGCCCGCUAUCCGACGCUUAGCUCGGCGUGGCGGGGUGAAGCGUAUCUCCGGCCUCAUCUAUGAGGAGACUCGUGGGGUGCUGAAGGUGUUCCUGGAGAACGUGAUCCGGGAUGCCGUCACCUAUACCGAGCACGCCAAGCGCAAGACUGUCACCGCUAUGGACGUGGUUUACGCGCUCAAGCGCCAGGGACGCACUUUGUACGGCUUUGGCGCUGAGAGGUUCUUAAGCACGCUGAAGUUUGAGACUACUGGCAUAGAACUUGGCUGGAUUUCGACAUUCAAUGCCUCCAUUUAUCAUAAGCUGGUUCCCAUUUAUGUUAUUUAUAAUUGGAACUGCUUAUGUAUGGCUCGCACUAAGCAGACCGCUCGCAAAUCCACAGGCGGUAAGGCGCCGCGGAAGCAGCUGGCCACCAAGGCGGCCCGGAAGAGCGCGCCGGCCACGGGCGGCGUGAAGAAGCCGCACCGCUACCGGCCCGGCACGGUGGCCCUGCGCGAGAUCCGCCGCUACCAGAAGUCCACGGAGCUGCUGAUCCGCAAGCUGCCGUUCCAGCGGUUGGUGCGCGAGAUCGCCCAGGACUUUAAGACCGACCUGCGCUUCCAGAGCUCGGCCGUGAUGGCGCUGCAGGAGGCGUGCGAGGCCUACCUUGUGGGGCUCUUCGAGGACACCAACCUCCUCCAGGUUUUCGGCAUGUCUGGUCGAGGCAAAGGCGGUAAGGGCCUUGGAAAAGGGGGCGCCAAGCGUCAUCGCAAAGUUCUGCGCGAUAACAUCCAGGGCAUCACGAAGCCCGCUAUUCGCCGUCUGGCCCGGCGUGGCGGUGUGAAGCGCAUUUCUGGUCUCAUCUACGAGGAGACCCGCGGGGUACUGAAGGUGUUUCUGGAAAACGUAAUCCGGGACGCCGUCACCUACACCGAGCACGCCAAGCGUAAGACUGUUACUGCCAUGGACGUGGUCUACGCGCUCAAGCGCCAGGGACGCACCCUUUACGGCUUCGGCGGCUGA